Messenger RNA from Medicago truncatula (barrel medic), 1554 nucleotides. RefSeq lists its product as uncharacterized. NCBI's taxonomy places the organism in Eukaryota, Viridiplantae, Streptophyta, Magnoliopsida, Fabales, Fabaceae. The transcript has a single exon. The record is from RefSeq and is a predicted model, not a curated record. Bases 270 to 1298 code for a protein of 342 amino acids.
AGCUAAAGAAGCGGAGCGUUACCCUUUAACCACUCUCAAAUUCCAAUUUCACAGUGAAAAUCACAGCAUACCACUUCACUCUCCAUUCACACCCAAAUGAAACCGAUAAUAUUUGGCGUCAUCUCUCCCAACAACUAUCCCUAAUCUCUCUCCUCCUUCUUCAAAACAUUCAAUUCCAAUUCUAAAAUUUCACUCAAACUAACCCUAUAAAAUAAAACCCUUUUACCCCUAUCCCAAUCUCAAUUCUCAAUUCAAAUCUCAACAACAAAAUGAAAGCUUCAUUGAAAUUCCGUGAUGAACAAAAGAAACCCUUAUUAAGAGCCAAAGUACCCUUAAGUAUUCUAGGAACACCAUUCCAAAGUGGAAUCGUUGCUGGUGAUUCUAAAGAAUUAACACUUAAUCUCUCAACUUUCUUCCAAUCCGGUCCAACGUUGAAACUCGCCUACCGACCCAACGACUCACAAAACCCGUUUUCAUUGAUCGUGAAAACCGGCACUGGACCGUUCGGUUCACCGAUGUCGAGUUCUAUGCUGAUGAGUUGCGAGUUCAAUUUGCUGAACCGGAAUGAUAAAACCGGUUCGCCUCAACCGCUUUUCAUGCUUCAUUUUAAACCUAGGUUUGGGGAUUUUUCAUUUAAGAAAACUCAGAGUUCGAUUUUAGAUGUGAAGGGUUAUGCUUUUCCGCAAAACGGUGGCGUUUUGGGGAAUGAUGAUACGAAAUUUGAGUUUGUUGAAUCUCCGGUGAUUGGUGGGUUUAGUGUUGGGAAGGUGCCGUCGGCUGGGGCUAUUGCGGGGUUGUUUUCGGGGACUGAAGUUGCGGCGAGGACUAGGGUUCCAAUUAGGGGACGUGCCGCGGUGAAUUUUAGAUGGGGGGUUAGGGUUCCGGCUGAGGUUAAGGGCGAAAGCGCGUUUGGAAGGGUUCCGUUUCUUGUGAUGGAUAAAAUUGGGGUGGAACAUUUGCCGGCAGAAUGUGGCAAUUUAAAGAAUUUGAAGAAAGGAAAGGUUGGUGCUGCUGGAGUUGGUGUUCCAACGAGUGCUGAUGUGGCCGAGACGUGUUUUGCUGUGAAGAGGCAAAUGGAGGUUUUGCAGGCGGAAAAUGGAUUGCUGAGGAAUGCUGUCGAGGAUCUUCGGAGAGAAUUUGCUAGUGUAAGGAUUGGAGGAGGGAAAAGCUUCGAGGGGAGAAAGAAUGAGAAGAAAACCGGGUCAGAUUUUAGUGGUUAUCCUGGGAAAUCGACCGAGGCUGAUGCGAGCAAGGAAUUGGAGAAGGCGUUGAGGGGAGCCACCACUGUUGGAGCUUGAAUUCAAAAUAGAUGUAGUCGGCUUUAUGGUGCAGUCAAUUGCAGACCGUUAGGUUACGAAAGAUAGGAUCCAAGUUCGUUUGAAUUCUUGUCGAACCGUGCUUUUAUUUUACAAUUUUGUUUAUAAUAUUUCUGGUGGAGUAGCAUUAUGUUUUUUCUGUCACAAAUUUCUAGUGUCAGUUUUGGAACUGCAAAUUUACUUUAUUGUCAUAUGAAUAAUGAUGAUAUGAAUGAUGAUGAUGAUAUAAAUAUUUUAA